AAACCCAUUUCCAUGUUUAUCCCUCCACCUUGUUUUUAUAAACCUUCAAAAAAGCCCACAUCUUCAUCACAUAACUUCAACAACCGCCAACUUUCCCACCAAACAACACCACAAAAAUGGCAAUGAGUAUGGGUUAUUACGGCGACACCGCCAUGAAAAAGAUCGCCGGCGGUGGCUCUGUCGCCGGCGGAUACGACGUUCCUGAAGGAGUAGACAUUAGAGGGAGAUUUGACCAACAGUUUGCCAAGAUUCUGACGAAGGAUGCUUUGAUGUUUGUGGCUGAAUUGCACAGGGAGUUUAGGAAUCAUGUGAAGUAUGCAAUGGAGUGCCGGAAGGAAGCAAAGAUGAGGUAUAACGGCGGUGGGUUGCCGGGAUUUGAUCCGGCAACGAAGAUAAUCAGAGAUGGAGAUUGGAUGUGUGCGGAGGUGCCGCCGGCGGUGGCUGAUCGGAGAGUGGAGAUAACAGGUCCGGUGGAAAGGAAGAUGAUUAUUAAUGCUUUGAAUUCUGGAGCCAAAGUGUUCAUGGCUGAUUUUGAAGAUGCAUUAUCACCAACAUGGGAGAAUCUAAUGAAGGGCCAAGUGAACUUAAAGGAUGCUGUUAAUGGAACAAUUAGCUUUGAAGAUAAGGCUAGAAAUCGGGUUUACAAGCUCAACGACGAGAUCGCGAAGCUUUUUGUUCGUCCCAGAGGCUGGCAUCUACCCGAGUCUCACAUUUUCAUUGACGGUGAACCAGCGAUCGGUUGCCUUGUGGAUUUCGGCCUUUACUUCCAUCACAACCAUGCGGCAUUCCGUAAAACACAAGGCCAAGGAUACGGCCCGUUCUUCUAUCUUCCAAAAAUGGAAAAUUCCAGGGAAGCGAGGAUAUGGAACAACGUGUUUGAGAGGGCGGAAAAAAUGGCCGGGAUCGAAAAAGGUAGCAUCCGGGCAACGGUUCUAAUCGAGACACUACCAGCAGUGUUUCAAAUGGAUGAAAUUCUCUAUGAAUUAAGGGAUCAUUCCGUCGGUUUGAACUGCGGAAGAUGGGAUUACAUCUUUAGCUACGUCAAAACAUUUCAAGCGCACCCUGACCGGUUGCUACCGGACCGAGUCCUCGUUGGUAUGGGCCAACACUUCAUGAGAAGCUACUCCGAUCUACUCAUCAGAACCUGCCACCGACGAGGCGUCCACGCCAUGGGAGGAAUGGCGGCUCAGAUUCCGAUCAGGGACGAUCCAGCAGCAAACGAGGCGGCACUGGAGCUCGUGAAGAAAGACAAGCUGCGAGAGGUUCGAGCCGGGCACGACGGGACGUGGGCAGCACAUCCCGGCUUGAUUCCGGCGAUCAUGGACGUCUUCACCGCCAACAUGAACAACUCUCUGAACCUAAUCGAAACCAUGAAACGCGAAGAUGCAGCUAACUUAACCGAAGACGACCUCUUGCAGAUUCCCCGCGGGGUUCGAACCAUGGAGGGUCUUAGGUUAAACACCCGAGUCGGGAUCCAAUACCUCGCCGCCUGGCUCACUGGAACCGGUUCAGUCCCGCUGUAUAACCUCAUGGAAGACGCCGCCACCGCCGAGAUCAGCCGAGUCCAGAACUGGCAGUGGUUGAAAUACCGAGUGGAGUUGGACGGUGAUGGCGUCGGCGUGCGGGUGAGCCCGGAGCUUUUCGGGAAGGUGGUGGAGGAAGAAAUGGCGAGAAUAGAACGGGAAGUUGGCCGAGAAAAGUUCAAGAAGGGAAUGUAUAAGGAGGCUUGCAAGAUUUUCAGUCGACAAUGUACGGCACCGGUGCUCGACGAUUUUCUGACGUUAAAUGCUUACAAUCACAUCGUGAUUCAUCAUCCCAGAGGAUCAUCGAAGCUUUAAAGCCGGUUUUAAUGGCGGUCGUGAUGGGUUUGCAGGGUUUUUCUUGUUGGCUGUAUAUCUGUGGAAGAUUGUGCUUGUUGUCUGAGUUAUUCAGCCAUGGAUGCUUAUUUUAGCUUAAAUAAUUGAUGAUGUUUGUAAUAAUGGUUUAUGAAUGUAAUGCCAUCAUCUCCUGCUUUGUUAUAUUUCUGGAAUGCUUUUGUUGCUA
Cynara cardunculus var. scolymus (artichoke) is the source of this 2043-nucleotide messenger RNA. RefSeq names its product malate synthase, glyoxysomal. Gene Ontology annotation, cellular component: cytoplasm. The record is from RefSeq and is a predicted model, not a curated record. NCBI's taxonomy places the organism in Eukaryota, Viridiplantae, Streptophyta, Magnoliopsida, Asterales, Asteraceae. Gene Ontology annotation, biological process: glyoxylate cycle. The transcript has 4 exons. Gene Ontology annotation, molecular function: malate synthase activity. Bases 117 to 1838 code for a protein of 573 amino acids.